CUCUUUUCGACCACUACCGUACCCUGCUUCCUGCGGUUGUACGAUGGCUGACGUCGAACCACCAUGAUGAAGACGACUACCUGUUCGAAUGCGAUCCGCGCAACUGCGAGAUUAGGCCUUGCGCCCCGACUACAACCUCUACUACUCCAGCGAAGCUAUGCGACACAGUAUGGUCUCGGAACGACCGCCUCGACAACUAGCUCGAAACGGAAGAAAGUCACGCCAUUCAACGACAAUGGAUCGGUACCUUGGUCGCAGCUCUCCGGAGGAGAAAAGGCAGCCAGGGCGACCCAGCAGACCUUCAACUUUGGGUUGAUUCUGGCUGGUAUCGCAGUGACGGGCGGAGUUGCAUAUGUUUUGUGGACAGACGUCUUCUCUCCGGACAGCAAAACCGCUGUCUUCAACCGAGUCGUCGACAAGAUCAAGGCUGAUCAGAAAUGCAUCGAAAUGCUGGGAGAUUCGAAGAAGAUUGUUUGCCAUGGCGAGGAAACAUAUAACAAGUGGCGACGAGCUCGUCCGAUUGCCUCUACUAUCAACACGGAUUCGAGAGGCCACGAGCAUAUGCUCAUGCAUUUCCAUGUCGAAGGGCCCCUCAACAGGGGCGUGGUUUACCUCCACAUGAUCAAAACGCCCAUCUCCGGCGAAUUCGAAUACAAGUACCUCUACGUUGAUGUGAGAGGGCACCAGCGACACUACCUUGAGAACGCAGAUACGGCGACCGGUUCUGGAAAGAAAGGCGUCAGAUUCCUCGGCAUCAACUGGGGAUGAUACCGAUAUGCAAAAAGGGCAGUGCGUUGAAGUAAGAGCAUGUACGAGAAGCAUUUCCUUGUAGUGUAAGAUAUCAGCAUCCUUGCCGAGGCUUGGAGGGCAUGUAGCACAUGUAUUGAUCUAUCCGAAUGCUUUCAGCUUGGCAUCGUUCUACCGUAAUCCAUGAUUUCGUCCCAAGAAUCUCGCUCUCGCCACCUUCAGACAACG
Messenger RNA from Colletotrichum scovillei, 975 nucleotides. RefSeq lists its product as uncharacterized. The transcript has 3 exons. Gene Ontology annotation, biological process: protein import into mitochondrial matrix. NCBI's taxonomy places the organism in Eukaryota, Fungi, Ascomycota, Sordariomycetes, Glomerellales, Glomerellaceae. Bases 64 to 768 code for a protein of 234 amino acids. Gene Ontology annotation, cellular component: TIM23 mitochondrial import inner membrane translocase complex. The record is from RefSeq and is a predicted model, not a curated record.